AUGAAGAAAAAUUUAGUGAUUGAACCUGAUUAAUCAAAUUCAAUUCAAUAGACUAUAUUUCGUAAUGGUGUCUCUGUUCUACCUAUGCUAGUAAAGAAGAAUAGCAUUGGUUUGGCAUUAGAGAACAUCCCAAGAACAUAAACUUUUUCAAGAUAAAUGCAGCAAUCAUGCCAUAAUGAUAGUGUAUAAUAAUCUCGAACACCAACAAUGAAAAAUGAUUCAUUUUAUGGUAAUAUUUUUAAGAAACCAACUGUUAUAAAAAAACCAACUUUUAAUUUAACAAAGCCCAAUAGUGAUUUUAAUUGGCCACUUUUCAAAAUAAAGAAUGAUCCAUUAACAAAAUAAUUUUGGGAUAGAAGAACAAAUAAGGAUUUGGAAAAGAAUUGGGUAUUUGAAGACUACAUUUUUGCAAGCAAUAUGCUAAGAAUAGGAAAAAAGAAAAAGAUAGUCAAAGGUUAUUUUUAUAGAUUGACAAGUUCUGGCUUAUUAAUGUACUAUAAAAAAGUAUAAAAUUGCUUUAUUUAAAAGGAGUCAGACACAUUACCAAAAGGCUUUAUAUAAUUGGAUAUGUAGAUUAGAAUAGUUGUAAGUUUUCAAAAGACAAAAAGAAAUUUAUAGUUACCUGUAUUGUAUUUAGAAAGAAAUCAAGGUAUAGGAAUAACUAUUUUUGAUCAUCUUAUUGAUUAAACAUUAAAAUUAGGAGAGUAGAUUCAAUAAUUUUGUUUAAUGAGAGGAUUUAAUGUUUUAUACGAAUAAUUAGAAUUACUUGGUAGUGGUGCUUUUGCAUCAGUUUUUAAGGUAACUAGGAAAAGAGAUGAAAAGUAUUUUGCUGCAAAAACAUAUUUCAAAUAAUUUUAUGAUGAUCAUCCACAUAAAGAUAGAUUGCUUGUAAAAAUAUUUAUUUAAAUAUAGGUUAGUCAAUGGUUUACAAUGAAAUUACAACUCUUAAAAAUGUUGAUCAUUAAAAUAUAAUGAAACUUUAUGAAGUAAUAUAAGAAAAAGAUAAAUUGAUAUUAAUAAUGGAAUAUUGUGCUGGAGGAACUUUAUAUUCUUAUGUGAAAUAAAAAGUUAAAUUUAAUGAUAAACACUAUGCUUAUAUAUUAAAGUAAUUAUGUGAUGCUCUAUAUGAGAUGCAUAGAUUAAAUUUUGUACAUAGAGAUUUAAAAUUAGAAAAUAUUAUGUUAGAAUCAAAAGACUAUUUAUAAUUAAAAUUAGUUGAUUUUGGUUUCUCUGAAAUUAUUAAUGAAAAAUAAUUAGUUAGUUAGGCAGGAACCCCUGGUUUUCUUCCUCCAGAAAUAUUUAGAUAAAUACCUUAUACUGCUAAAAGUGAUAUCUUUAGUUUGGGCGUAAUUAUGUAUUUGGUAUGCAUUAAUGUUUAUUAAGAUUGUUGCUGGAUAUAUGCCAUUUAAAGCACCUACUGCCACAUAAAUCUUAGAGUUAAAUCGAAAAUGCUAAGUUAAUUUUGAUAAAUCUCCUUGGUAGGAUGUUAAUCCAGAUUUAAAAUAUUUAAUUAAAAAGAUGCUUGAAUUUAAAAUCGAAGAUAGAAUAAGUUGCUAAGAAAUUUUAGAGAGCCCUUACAUUUUAUAUCAUUCACGUUAGACUUCAGAAACUAAUUAUAAGUCUAACUAAAUCUUAAGUGGACUAGAAUUGGAUAAAUGUAACAGGCAAUCAAUGAAAAGUAUUAAAUAAAGUGAAUAAUCUAAUGAUAGAAGCAAAGAAUUUUAAUUAGAUUUUUCAAUUCAUACAAAUGAUAUUAAAUCUCUCUAUUAAAGGAAUUCUUAAAAAACUAAUAAAUCUAAUCGAUCAAUAAAUUCCUUAGCUAAAAAUUCAUCAUAAAAAAAAAUAUCACGAUCAGUGCCUAAAGAAUGCUAGCUCUCAAAAUUUUAAAGUACAAAAAAAAUGGAAGAUUAGGAAUCACAUAAAAGUUAAAGCAAAAAAUAGAGUUCUUUUGGAGAUGUUUUGAUAUGUAAAUCAUAUGAUUAUGAUUUAAAUAGAAUAAGAUCAAAAGAUAAUAACAUUUGAAGACACAGACUCUUUAAAAUUGGAAUAGAUUCUAUAUUUAAAAAGAUCUGGAGUAGUAUUUAAUAAAGUUAAAAAACCAUUCAUUUAACCUUCCAACCAAGACAACUGA
Molecule: messenger RNA, 2131 nt
Organism: Paramecium pentaurelia
Lineage: Eukaryota; Ciliophora; Oligohymenophorea; Peniculida; Parameciidae
Source: the annotation of a GenBank genome assembly